AUGGGAUCACUCUCACCUCAUAUAUGUAAUCUUUCAUUCCUUAGAGAAAUCAAUCUCCAAAUCAAUAGCUUCAGUGGCCCAAUUCCUCAAGAAAUCGGCCUUUUAAGAAGACUUGAGUAUAUAGAAUUUUUGAUAGACUACAACCUCUCCGGACCCAUACCUUCGGAGAUUCGGUAUUUGGAGAAACUAAGAGAUCUAGGCUUGGCUAAGAACAAAAUUUCAGGAGUAAUCCCUCGAUUUAUUGGAAACGUAACAUCUUUAAGAACCCUUUAUUUAAGGUCUUGCGGUUUGGAAGGAGAAAUUCCGGAGUCCAUUUCCCAACUUACGAGGCUAAGUAAUCUUAAUUUGGGUGACAACAAUCUCACAUGCUCCAUUCCUUCAGGUUUGUUCAAUAUAUCUACUAUUGAGCAAUUCGUAGUUGAUUUUAAUGGUCUUCAUGGACCGAUACCCUCUACUAUAGGCCUCACUCUCCCUAAUUUAAGUUUUCUUAGUUUGGGGAGGAAUCGAUUUAGUGGAAGGGUUCUGAUUUCAAUAUCGAACGCUUCUUCACUUGAGUCGUUGGUGUUAUCAUUCAACGAUUUUACUGGGCCAAUGCUAAUGUUUGGAGGACUUUUGCUGUUUAGUUCCUUAUACGCCGAAAAAACCUUAGUUCAAGACGAUUUUAGUUUCGUUUCAUCCCUCACGAAUUGCACAAACCUACGUGCUUUUGAUCUUUCCAGCCCAUUCAUUAGUGGUCAAAUCCCAGAAAGCAUCGGAAAUCUUUCCGUUAACCUUGCCGCUAUAAGGAUUAGUGAUACCCAACUACGAAGGAAAAUUCCAUCUGGUGACAUACCGUUUUUAUUCGGAAACUUGAGUUCGAUUAUUAAAUUAAACUUGUAUGAAAACAAUUUUUCCGGAGCUAUUCCUAAGAGCCUUGGUGUAUUUGGCGAUGGGGUGACGGUUAUAGCUCUGAAAGUGCUUAAUCUUGUUGUGAAAGGGGCCUCUAAGAGCUUCUUGGCGGAAUGCAAUUCUCUAAGAGGCAUACGACACAGGAAUCUCGUGAAAAUAUUGAGUGUGUGUGAGAGAAUAGACUUCCAAGGAAACAAUUUCAAAGCAUUGGUGUAUGAAUUUAAGGCAAACAGGAGUUUGGAUAAAUGGUUGUACUACAACAGUGAACAAGAAGAGGGAUCCGAUGCACAACUUAGAAAUCUCGAUUUGAUCGAGAGGCUCGAUAUCACCAUCGAUGUUGCUCAUGCACUGGAGUAUCUCCAUUCAGGUAUCGGUUCGGUAAUUGUUCACGGAGAUUUGAAGCCGAGUAAUAUUAUUUUAGACGAAGAUAUGAAUGCUUGUGUUGGUGAUUUCGGAUUGUCCAAGAUUAUUUCGAGUGUACUUCCACCGCGUGAAAAUAGCAGCACAACUGGGAUCAAGGGUACAAUCGGCUAUGUCCCUCCAGAGUAUGGGACGAGUAACGCGAUCUCAACAGAGGGGGAUGUGUAUAGCUACGGCAUCCUCGUAUUGGAGAUGUUCACAAAUAAAAGACCAACAGACGAUUCGUUCAUGGAUCAGGUCAAUCUUCACAAUUUUGUUGAUGCUGCGUUGCCGGAUCAUGUGAUGGAAAUAUUGGACCCCCUAGUUCGAAUAGGCCCUCGCCAGAAUAACAAUAAGUUUGAGGAUUGCAUGGCUUGUAUUCUCAACAUUGGAGUAUGGUGUUCAAAGGAAAUGCCGAGAGACAGGAUUACUAUGUCGGAUGUCGUUAGUGAAUUGCGUAAGAUUCAAAAAGAAUUAUCAAGCUAG
Erythranthe guttata (spotted monkey flower) is the source of this 1773-nucleotide messenger RNA. The record is from RefSeq and is a predicted model, not a curated record. Lineage: Eukaryota; Viridiplantae; Streptophyta; Magnoliopsida; Lamiales; Phrymaceae.